Mesitornis unicolor (brown roatelo) is the source of this 3500-nucleotide messenger RNA. Its product is annotated as kinesin heavy chain isoform 5C. Gene Ontology annotation, biological process: microtubule-based movement. NCBI's taxonomy places the organism in Eukaryota, Metazoa, Chordata, Aves, Mesitornithiformes, Mesitornithidae. The record is from RefSeq and is a predicted model, not a curated record. The coding region runs from base 71 to 2659 and encodes 862 amino acids. Gene Ontology annotation, molecular function: microtubule motor activity; ATP binding; microtubule binding. The transcript is spliced from 24 exons.
AGACGUCCUUGAAGGCUACAAUGGCACAAUCUUUGCUUACGGGCAGACGUCAUCAGGAAAAACGCAUACUAUGGAGGGGAAGCUGCACGACCCUCAGCUCAUGGGAAUCAUUCCGAGAAUUGCACACGACAUCUUUGAUCACAUCUACUCCAUGGAUGAGAACCUGGAGUUUCAUAUAAAGGUUUCCUACUUUGAGAUAUAUUUGGACAAAAUAAGGGACCUACUUGAUGUGUCAAAGACAAACCUCGCUGUACAUGAAGAUAAAAACAGAGUCCCGUAUGUUAAGGGUUGUACAGAAAGAUUUGUAUCUAGUCCUGAAGAAGUUUUGGAUGUCAUCGAUGAAGGGAAAGCCAACCGUCACGUAGCCGUUACAAAUAUGAAUGAACACAGCUCCAGGAGCCACAGUAUUUUCCUUAUUAAUAUAAAACAAGAGAAUGUGGAAACGGAGAAGAAACUCAGUGGCAAGCUUUACCUGGUAGACUUGGCUGGCAGCGAGAAGGUCAGCAAAACCGGAGCGGAGGGCGCUGUUCUCGAUGAAGCUAAAAAUAUCAAUAAGUCUUUGUCUGCGCUAGGCAAUGUGAUAUCGGCCUUGGCAGAAGGGACUAAAACGCACGUUCCAUACCGAGACAGCAAAAUGACCCGAAUACUUCAGGAUUCCCUGGGCGGGAACUGCAGAACCACCAUCGUGAUCUGCUGCUCUCCUUCCGUGUUCAACGAAGCAGAAACAAAGUCAACCCUGAUGUUCGGGCAGCGAGCUAAGACGAUUAAGAACACGGUUUCUGUGAACCUGGAGCUGACCGCGGAGGAGUGGAAGAAAAAGUACGAGAAGGAGAAAGACAAAAACAAGAGCCUAAAGAAUGUUAUCCAGCAUCUGGAGCUGGAGCUGAACAGGUGGAGAAAUGGAGAAGCUGUGCCUGAAGACGAGCAGAUCAGCGCGAAGGACCAGAAGAACCUGGAGCCUUGUGAUAACACCCCCAUCAUUGACAACAUCACGCCAGUUGUUGCCAGCAUCUCGACAGAGGAGAAACAGAAAUACGAUGAGGAGAUCGCCAGUCUCUACAGGCAGCUGGAUGAUAAGGAUGAUGAAAUCAACCAGCAGAGCCAGUUGGCUGAAAAGCUCAAGCAGCAGAUGUUGGAUCAAGAGGAGCUUUUGGCCUCCACCAGGAGAGAUUAUGAGAAGAUUCAAGAGGAGCUGACCCGUCUUCAGAUCGAGAACGAAGCUGCGAAGGACGAAGUGAAAGAAGUCCUUCAAGCCCUGGAAGAAUUAGCGGUCAAUUACGACCAGAAAUCCCAAGAAGUGGAGGACAAAACAAGGGCCAACGAGCAGCUGGCUGACGAGCUGGCACAGAAAAGUAGCGCCCUGACAGCGACGCAGAGGGAGCUGGGCCAGUUGCAGGAGCUCAGUAACCAUCAGAAGAAGAGAGCCACAGAAAUCUUGAAUUUGCUGCUGAAGGACCUGGGAGAGAUUGGAGGCAUCAUUGGCACUAACGAUGUUAAAACAUUAGCAGACGUGAACGGGGUGAUUGAGGAGGAGUUCACCAUGGCGCGGCUCUACAUCAGCAAGAUGAAGUCUGAGGUGAAGUCCCUGGUGAACCGCAGCAAGCAGCUGGAGAGCGCCCAGAUUGACUCCAACAGGAAGAUGAACGCCAGCGAGAGGGAGCUCGCAGCUUGCCAGCUCCUCAUCUCGCAGCAUGAAGCGAAGAUCAAGUCCCUGACUGACUACAUGCAAAACAUGGAGCAGAAGAGAAGGCAGCUGGAAGAGUCACAGGACUCUCUCAAUGAAGAACUCGCCAAGUUACGUGCUCAAGAAAAAAUGCACGAGGUCAGCUUUAAGGAUAAGGAGAAGGAGCAUCUGACCCGGCUGCAGGACGCAGAGGAGAUGAAGAAGGCUCUGGAGCAGCAGAUGGAGAGUCACAGGGAAGCCCACCAGAAGCAGCUGUCCAGGCUGAGGGAUGAAAUUGAAGAGAAGCAGAAAAUAAUUGAUGAAAUCAGAGAUAUGAAUCAGAAGCUGCAACUGGAACAGGAGAAACUGAGCGCUGAUUAUGAUAAGUUAAAAAUUGAGGACCAGGAAAGAGAAAUGAAACUGGAAAAGCUCAUACUGCUUAAUGAUAAAAGAGAACAAGCAAGAGAAGAUCUUAAGGGGCUGGAGGAAACAGUGGCAAGAGAACUUCAGACUCUUCACAAUCUGCGCAAGCUUUUUGUCCAAGAUCUUACCACCCGUGUUAAAAAAAGCGUUGAGCUUGACAGCGACGAUGGUGGUGGCAGUGCUGCGCAGAAGCAGAAAAUUUCCUUUCUUGAGAACAACCUGGAACAGCUUACGAAGGUUCACAAACAGUUGGUACGUGAUAAUGCAGAUCUUCGUUGUGAGCUUCCUAAGCUGGAAAAACGACUUAGGGCUACGGCAGAGAGAGUUAAGGCCCUGGAGAGCGCACUGAAGGAGGCCAAGGAGAACGCCAUGCGAGACCGCAAACGCUACCAGCAGGAGGUAGAUCGCAUUAAGGAGGCCGUGAGAGCCAAAAACAUGGCACGGAGAGCGCACUCCGCUCAAAUUGCCAAGCCCAUCCGCCCUGGCCAUUACCCAGCGUCUUCUCCAACGGCUGUCCAUGCCAUCCGAGGGGGAGGGAUGUCCAAUUCCAGCUACUACCACAACACCAAAUAGAUGAGAAGUCGAUUCCACUUAGCAUGUUAAGGACUGUCAUUAAGUCACUAGUUUCUUUUUCCCCCCCCCUCUCUUCGACCCGAUCCACGUCCUCUUCAUCCUGCGCUUCCUACAGCCAUCUGCAACGCACUGGUCCCAGGUAUUUCGAGCUUCGUAGGAUCUCCACGUGUACAGAAGUGUUCAACUCUUCUACAGAUACUUGUACAAUGUAUUUAACAUAACCAUCUAAGUAAGGAUAGGAAGUCUGCCACUCAGAAUCGCUCACCGACUGCGUUCGACCCCUUGGCACUGGUUGGGUUGGGGCUUCUACGCUCAGAUUGAUGCUUUUUGGGAGUCCUCUGUUGCAUCGGUAAACCCUGACUUCUGGCAUCAAAGAAUAAAUUAUUCAGUGACCAAGUGCCAUCAAAGGCAGGUGAUUGUGCUCUGUCAUGACUGAUUUACUGUAUAAUAUACAUAUUAUUUUAUAUUUUUAGGGGAUGAAAAUGUGCUGCUACGUGGUUUAAUUUUACUGCUUACAUUUUCAGAAGUAAAAUUUCCCCAAAGAACCAUUUGUAAUAUCCUGAUAAAAACCUUUUGGACUGUAUAAAAUCACCUUUAUUGCAGUACCUGGUAAAGAUCAAACGGGAUGCAGAGAAAUCUGUUAGUAUAGACCUAGGUUUUGAAGUUUGGUAGUGACGUGACUAUAUCUGUGUGACCUAUCUUAAAAUUCAGAGCCCAUCUGCUUUGUAGUUCUCCCUCCGGUGGUGGCUUUUCCCGGAGCGCGAUGCCUAGCCGUGUGUUUGUGAGCGUUGUUCUCUAUGAAGCGUUGAAGGUUUCAGAACGCUGCCGAAAUUUUGGGAAA